Molecule: messenger RNA, 1674 nt
Organism: Fusarium coffeatum
Lineage: Eukaryota; Fungi; Ascomycota; Sordariomycetes; Hypocreales; Nectriaceae
Exons: 3
Coding region: 1-1674 (557 amino acids)
Source: RefSeq, a predicted model, not a curated record
AUGCGGGGAUUGUUCUUUGGGCUGAGCAUAACAGCUCUUCUCCUAUCUCCUAGUUCCGCCCUACACUUUACACCCGACUCUGAGUGUGCUGCGUUGUGCUCGAGUGGUUCAAAUUCAACCGCAUCUUCCUUCAAAACAUCUGCGACAAACUCUUCCGAGAUUGUAUGUGAAGAUGGCGAAUAUUCUGACUCGGGGAACGGCAUCAGGUUCAAGAACUGUCUCAACUGUCUCCAGAAGAGUGAUGCUACGGGGGAGGAAGAAAGUGAUGUUUACUGGUUCCUCUACAACGUCCGAUACGCUUUCGACGUUUGCCUCUACUCUUACCCUGACGCGGUGGACUCGGGUACCAUCAACUCGCCAUGCAACAUCGAAAGUUCCUGUGGAUCUCUAGAGGAUGCCUUGACACUUUCUCUCAAAACAGAUACCGAUAACCAAUUCGAUUACUGUGAAGCCAAUGAUUCCAUCAUUAAGAGCUCUAGCUAUAAGGAGUGCCUUGGUUGCUUGCAAUCGACAUCGAAUCAAAAGUAUCUUGCAAACUUUCUGGUCGCUCUUAAGGCUGGCUGCAUCCAGGAGCCCGAGAAGGGUGAUAUCAUUGGCCUCAGUGGCACGAUUUUCUCUACCUCACUCAUCAACAUUACUGACCCCAAUACUAACAAGACUCUACCUGGCGAUGACGGUGCGCCUGUUGGCUCCAUGACCACGGGAACAAUCGUCGGUAUUGCUGUUGGUUGUGGGUUAGCAUUUGCUGGUGCAGUCUGGCUCCUCUUCAUCUACUGUCGCAGGAGCAGGAAGCGCCAGGGAGCUGGAAUUAAGAUCGAAUCACCGCCACCAGACGCCCCUAUGAAUGAUCGUUCCAUGUACGGCAUUCAAAAAUCUUCAUACUUUACAGACCAUCCAGGCCGUCCCCCAUCGACGAUGAGCAACGCUGCUCGAUUUGGAGCACACUCUCGGAACGCAUCUAACGUAGAGUAUUUCGAUGGUCUUGACAAUGGAAGAGGAAGCUCCGAGACACCUGUCACCUACCACUAUGCACCUCACGCAAAGAGCAACGCACCCAACGGUGCCCUGCCUACGCAUCCUGCAUAUAUUCCUCGGGUUGUCAGUCGUCUGCCUGAUCCCAGGUUACCUGCACCAUCCGGCCUCCGUAACGUCAAGACAAAUGUCCCCGACUCAUACGCCUUACAAACAUACCUUAAUGCCACUGGUAGCGAAGCUCGACGCACUACGGACACUCCAUCCGAGAGCGUGACAACUUCACACGCCGGCAGCCGUAACCCUUCUCCGGUUCCGCAACAAUAUGCUCCUGUCAACCCAUCAGCAUCAGUACCUCCACCACCGCCUGGGCCUCCACCAUCUUCUGAGCCGCAGAAGCCAAAGCUACCAAGUUUUGCAUUCCCUUCUCUUACUAAACUUUCGAUCCCCAAGAAGAAGACACCCCCUCAGCUUAAUUUGCUGGAGGCCACCCCUAUCUCCGCGGUCGACAAUGACCCCGGCCACGAGCUACGGAUCUCCAAGCCGCUUGCUGUUCUGGACCCAAGAUUUCAGGACAAACCUCUUGGGGGCGGACAAGUCCUGUCCCACGAGAUCCCAGCCGGAUUUAAUGAUGCGUACUUGAAGAGAAGGGAGGCUAACAUAUCUCCAAUGCUGAGUGGCAAUAGCCGUGUCUAUGGAUAA